Messenger RNA from Setaria italica (foxtail millet), 1522 nucleotides. RefSeq names its product 2-keto-3-deoxy-L-rhamnonate aldolase. Gene Ontology annotation, molecular function: aldehyde-lyase activity. The coding region runs from base 220 to 1278 and encodes 352 amino acids. Lineage: Eukaryota; Viridiplantae; Streptophyta; Magnoliopsida; Poales; Poaceae. The transcript has a single exon. Gene Ontology annotation, cellular component: cytoplasm. The record is from RefSeq and is a predicted model, not a curated record.
CCUACAUCAAGAAAAAUGCUAAACGGCAAACGCCACAACGGCACGGCCAAAGGCCGCCAGCAAACGCACCGCAGCCGCAGCACGUGACACGCCACUCGCACAGUCACACUCCCACGCGGACGCCGACCUCGCCACUCGGCAUCGGCAGUAUAGCAGAUCCCCAAACGCCGAACCAAACCACCCACCAAGCUCCACCACCGCCGGCCGGCUUCGCUCGCCAUGGCCGCCGCCACCUCCCUCUCCCACCUCCUCCUCGCGCCCAAACCCAGAACCCAUCCCAAACCCAGAACCCAUCCAAACCCCUCGCGUCUUCCCUCCCGCUCGGGCGCCAGCGCCACCCCGCUGCCCCGCCGCAGGCGCCUUGCCCCCGCGAUCUCCGCGGCGGCAUCCGACCUCCUCUCCCCCGCGCCCUCCCUCAAGUCCCGCCUCGCCGCCGGCGACACCCUCUAUGGCCUCUUCCUCCUCUCCUUCUCGCCCACCCUCGCCGAGCUCGCCGCCCUCGCCGGCUACGACUACGUCGUCGUCGACAUGGAGCACGGGCCCGGCGGGAUCCCCGAGGCCCUCGCCUGCCUACGCGCGCUCGACGCCGCGCGGACCCCCGCGGUGCUCCGCCUCCCGGAGGCCAGCGCUGUCUGGGCCAAGAAGGCGCUCGACCUCGGCCCCGCGGGCCUCAUGCUCCCGGCCGUCGAGUCCCCCGCCGCCGCCGUCGAGGCGGUCUCCCACUGCCGCUACCCGCCGCGCGGCGUCCGCGGCGCCGCGCACCCCAUCGUCCGCGCCUCCGCCUAUGGCCUUGACGAUUCCUACCUCUCCCGCUGCGAGGACGACACGCUCAUCAUGUGCCAGGUCGAGACCGCCGCCGGUAUCGCGGAGAUCGACGCCAUCGCCGCCGUAGACGGCGUGGACGUCGUGCAGAUGGGCCCGCUCGACCUGUCAGCCAGCAUGGGGUAUCUUUGGGACCCCGGGAACAGGAAGGUGCGGGCGACGCUAAGGGAGGCCGAGAAGAAGGUUCUGGAGGCCAGGAAGAAGAAGGUGGCGGCGGCUUUGGACGGGAAUGCUGCUUACUUGGGCGGGUUUGCGAUGCAGAAUGACCCACCGGAGCAGCUCAAGCUGAGGGGUUACCAUAUGGUGGCAGGCGCCGUGGACAUUGCGAUGUUCCGGAAGGCAGCAUUGGAUGAUGUCAAGCGGUUCCGGGAGGCAGUGAUGGAGAUCGGUGAGGAGGGUGAUGACGAGGAGGGGGAGAAAGAAGAGAAAGAAAAUGACGGGUACUGGAGUGAGUGAGCAGAGCAGAACAAAGCUGAGCUAAUCGUGGCAGGAAACUGGUUAUGGUGUUUCUGUCUGAUGAUAUUGUUUCCGUUCUGAAUUGUGAGGGUCUAAGCGAUCUUAAGGAGCCUUGGGAUCUCUGGAUUUUGCUGUACUCUUUGUUUAGUUAUGGAUUUGAUUUUCAGGUGAAAAGUCUGUUUGGGCAACUCGGAACUAGUGGCUACCAAUAAAGAGCUGAAUUCAGCAGAAAUGCUGUUUCCUU